Messenger RNA from Aspergillus fischeri NRRL 181, 1734 nucleotides. RefSeq lists its product as uncharacterized. The transcript is spliced from 2 exons. Gene Ontology annotation, molecular function: potassium ion transmembrane transporter activity. The record is from RefSeq and is a predicted model, not a curated record. Gene Ontology annotation, cellular component: plasma membrane. Lineage: Eukaryota; Fungi; Ascomycota; Eurotiomycetes; Eurotiales; Aspergillaceae. Gene Ontology annotation, biological process: potassium ion transmembrane transport. Bases 1 to 1734 code for a protein of 577 amino acids.
AUGCGCUCGGGGAGCAUUGCCCGAAGUUACUUGGAUCCGCUGGCUGCGCGGGUCCAGAGUAUCCGUAUGGGGAGACGUGGUCGCGGCUGGAGACGCUUUUUGGUCUUUGCGGAGUUAACGAAGAGUAAGAAGGGCGCAGAGUAUGUGGCUUUGUUCGCGUACUUUUCUUUCGAGAGUUGGAUGAAUACCGUGUUCGCAGAUGGUCCCCGCCAAGUUGUCAAUGCCAUCACCUUGUACUCCGUAAUGAGAAUGGACCUUCUUCCCGGUGGUGAAAACUCGGUGGACGACGACAAGGCAGGCAUCAUACAGUUUUUCGAGAAUGUCAAAAUCUUAGCCGAGGACAACAACCAGAGAGCCGUGGUCUUGUGUGGUAUGCUCUUCACGCUGGUUAUCUGGGUGCUGUCGAUCCUCAAACUCGCAUCCGCUGUGAUCCUCUACCUCAUCUUCCUGUUCCACCAUAUCCCCGCCGAGGAUGGUUCUCUGAAGGUGUAUUGCCGUCGCAAAAUCAACACCCGGCUCAUGCGCGUCGUUCGCCGGAAGGUGGACAAGGCUUUGGCCAAGAGCACCUUGGAUCGCGCGCCGACUCAACCACACCUCGCCCUUGACCGGAAACCGACCCUACCUAUGGUGGUUGACCUGGAUGCGGAGGACAAGGCACCGACCGUUACGACUCUCUCACGUUCUACGACUCAGACCACGCUUCCACCGUAUACUUCGCGCCCAGGAACCGCGGCACCGGAGCGGAACCCAACUCUUCCUACCCUCCCCGACGUAUCAUGGACGGAGAAACCGGUCUUGAGCCGAACGGUGACUCAAUCAUCGGCGCAUUCGGAAUUAACAUCGUACUCUGGGGCUACUGCAGUCUCCGGCUACAGCCCUCUUGAUCGCGGGUCUUCACCUGCGCCGCCUGUUCCUCCUGUCCCUACCAGCGUGCCGAUGCCCGGAGCACGUUCUUACACGCCCGUAUCACGGCCGCCGACAACCCGGCCAACACGUACACCGGCGCCGCCGUCCGCAACCAACGCACCAAGCCGUAUGCCCACGACGAUAAACCAGGGCGACUAUGAGGAAGCUCCACGCCGUUAUCCCGAUCCCUACAGUACCGAUACACCCUACGAUGAAAACUAUGGCGCGUAUCAAUCGUACAGUGCAGCCCCUGAUCCUUACUCACGCUCCUUGACGCGUGGAGUUGCUGUCUCGCCUGGCGAGGACUAUCCAACUCGGACGUUAUCUCCUCAAAGUCACAGGGGAACAGCCCAGCCACCACCCAACGCACAGCCUAGUUCGUAUAGGAUGGACUAUCCAACUCGGACGCUAUCUCCUCAGAGUCACAGAGGAACACCCCAGCCAUCAUCCAACCCACAACCUAGCUAUCCCGUACGAGCAUACACUCCAGGCGACGCUGGGACGGCUCGACCUCCGCUGGCCGUUGAUACAGCUGCAAGUUAUGCCGAAGGAACAUACACCCCAGUCUCUCAGAGAGCCACACCCCGACCGCAGCAGCAGAGCCCACAGCAGCAAGGAGGAUAUGUUGCAUUUGAUCCCUCCUCGAUGGCCCCGAGCCAACCCAGUGCCGGCAUUCGACCAACAAAUUCUCCGGUUUAUCAUGCUUAUGGCGGACCGGGCAGUGCUACGUCGCCCAACGGGCCUAGCAACCGAGGACCGCCUGUACGAGCCUACACGCCGCAAGGCUACAACCCUCAACCGCGGCCCUAUCGACCAGACUACGCCUGA